Messenger RNA from Hordeum vulgare subsp. vulgare (domesticated barley), 1565 nucleotides. RefSeq lists its product as uncharacterized. The transcript is spliced from 10 exons. The record is from RefSeq and is a predicted model, not a curated record. NCBI's taxonomy places the organism in Eukaryota, Viridiplantae, Streptophyta, Magnoliopsida, Poales, Poaceae. Bases 194 to 1021 code for a protein of 275 amino acids.
UCGGCGACCGGGACAAGGUAGGGCAACAAAUCGGCUCCGCCGCCGCCGCCACACAAGACUGGCCAGGUUGGGAGCGACUCCUGCCCGGGACGGCGAUGGCCACUAGGGGCGGCCGCGAACGCAGCGAGAAGGGCGGGGUACCCUCCGGGAAAGAGGGCGAUGCAGCAAGGGCGUCCUUCUCGUUGGGCGCCGGAUGUCGCCGUCGGUGGUAUGCAGGAUGACCCAGGAGACGGAUGCGCAUCUCUGCCGGCUGCAUCUGCGGCAGCUCGUCGCCCGGGGACUGUGGAGCAACGCCCUCAACUACCUCCGCCGCUUCUUCGACCCCGACGCGUCUUGCACCCUGGACCUCGUCUGGUUCCUCAACGCGUUCUGGGUCUUGGACAACAUGGCCGCCAAGCAUGGCGCCAUGAGGACCGGCGCGGCCGUCUACUACCACGACGUCAGCUUAUCGACUUACCUCAGCCGCAACGCCAAGCUCAGCUCCAUCAUCAACACCAUAGCCAACUCUCAGCAGUUCAGGCUCUCCCUGGACUGGCAACUUGUGAGGAGAAGGGCGUCGUUUGUGGUCUACCAAUUGCUUCUCGAGUCUCCAGAGUUGAGACGCCUGCUGAUACUGCCGCGGGAGACACUGAACCCGCAACAACUGCUUCCAAUUGGCCCUCGUCGUCCAAGACGUCACGUGAGGAAACAAGCCCGGCGGCCGACAGCAACUGCCAUGGCCAGGCUCUAUCUCAACACCAAGAGGAGCCUGUUCAGUUCCGAAAGCCCACAUCCUGCACUGCUAGCAGAGUCUUUGAAGAGGGUGGCAGAUCUUAUCGAUCAAUGUUUAAAAGAUGGUAAACGCCCGGAGCCCCAUAAAGGGCGCCUACUUCAGUCAAUUUGUAUGGAAGGUACUCCAGUCUCACAGCCAACUCAAAACUUUGGGAUAUCAUCUGCAACAAAUGCAGGUGCUCCUAGUGCUCCAUUCUUGAAGAACAAUCGUGGUACCCUGACAAAUCCUGCCACAAACAUUGGGACCUAAAGCGGUUAUCAGUGACAAGUGCAGGUAGAAUUAACCAUCUGAGUGAUGAUGGGUCUUGCACCAACAGUGCUUGCCAGCGUUCCGCUCCAGGAAAAAAUCCGAGGUCAGAACUGACAAAUGUUGAGAAGGAUGAUCCUGAUGCGAAAAUGCAACGGACCUGCAUCAAACUGGCUGAAGCUGGAUUUUGCACGGUGAACUAGACGGGCUAAUCGUGUGGUGGCAGUGUCCUUACUUCUGGUGCUCCUGUCUACGUGUAGAGACAUGUCCAUUAGCUUCCGAAUGCUGUUGGAGAACACUAUUAGGUUGUUUUGCUACUAUUUGCACUAUGUUAAAUUAAUUAACUCGAGUCUUGCAAGUCUCAUAGCCAGAGCAUCUAUUCUGUGUAAGCUCCCGCGUGAAUUGUGUCGGAUUGGUUAGCUUUUCAUGUGUGACCUUAUCAGUUACAGUAUCCGCUAGUUCUAAAUUCUGCCUGUCAGACGGUACUGUUGCUGUCCCCUUUGCUGAAAUCAAUUGAAGAUAAGGUGUCUUGAUACUUCAUCAGAAA